UUUGAAAGAAGGAAACGAAACCGCGAAAGAAUAACCGCCCCUCAAAAAGAGAUUUUUUUUUUCUCUCUUUUAUUGAUGCGAACAGACGUUUUAAAUUUUUUGAUGAAGAAUUGAAACCGCGUUUGUCCUCUCGCAAUCAUCACCUUGGCUUUUUCUGUCAUUUCCUCACCAUAAAACCUCUCGAUUCUCUAUUGGAUUCUUUUCAAUUUCGCUGCCAUUUUAGUUAUUGCCUCUGAUCACUCUCCCCAUUUUCGUACACCAUUCUGCAUAAUCGUUUCUUGUAUCGAUGAAUCCUCAAUACCCAGUGAAGGAGGAGGAUGCGGGGCCAAGCUCGCCGGAGGUAGGCGGCGGUUAUGGCUUACCGUUGACGCCGCCGCAGCCGAUGGAGGGUCUUUACGACGUUGGUCCACCGCCAUUUCUGAUCAAGACAUUUGAUAUGGUGGAUGAUCCAAUUACCGAUCACAUUAUCUCUUGGGGCAGGGGAGGCAUCAGCUUCAUUGUAUGGGAUCCCAAGGCCUUCUCUGCUAAUUUGCUUCCUCGAUUCUUCAAGCACAACAAUUUCUCAAGCUUCAUCCGGCAGCUCAACACUUAUGGUUUUAGGAAGAUUAAUCCAGAGAGAUGGGAGUUUGCAAAUGAAGGAUUCUUAAGAGGCCAAAAGCAUCUUCUUAGAACUAUUAGGAGAAGAAAACCACCAACCUCUGACUCUUUGCCUCCAGAACAAGAACCCAGUGCUUGUGUCGAAAUUGGUCGAUUCGGGCUCGAUGUCGAACUCGACCGAUUGAAACGGGACAAGCAAGUGGUGAUGAUGGAACUAGUUAAGCUAAGGCGUGAGCAGCAGAACACAAGAGCUUACAUACAAGCAAUGGAACAAAAGCUGCAAGGGACAGAGAUGAAACAACGACAGAUGAUGAAAUUCUUGGCAAGAGCAAUGCAGAAUCCAGACUUCAUUCACCAACUAAUCCAACAGAAGAAGAAAAGAGGCCUUGAAGAAGCUGCAACAAAGAAGAGGAGGAGGCCUAUUGACCAAGGACCGAACAGUUCCAGAGGCAGUGAAGAGGGCAUCUCAAACCCCAUUAAGAUUGAGCCAAUAGAAUUUUGUGGAUAUGAAGUAUCUGAAUUAGAAGCACUUGCUUUGGAAAUGCAAGGAUUAGGCAAGACAGUUAAGAAAGAAACCGAAGUAAAAGAAGAGAUGCAAGCUCCAGAGAGUGGAGAUACAGAGCUGGAUGAGGGAUUUUGGGAAGAGUUUUUCAGUGGAAGAAUAGAAGAAGACGACGACGACACCAACAACGCCGUAGUGAAAGCCUUAAGCGAUCGCUUCGGUUAUUUAGGUUCAAUCCCCUAAAAUGUAAGGUAGCUGGAAAACACAAAUCUGCAUAGCCAUUUUUGCACUUUGGUUCAAAGAAAUUUUCAGAUCUCCAUUUCUUCUAGGAUGGGAAAUCUUGGCAAGCACAAUACUAAAAGGGAAACUGUCUUUUCCUCUCUUUUGUCUCUCUCUAUUUGUCUUUCAUUUUCCCACGACAAAUCUCCCCCCUUAUUUUUUCUCCUGGCUUUAUUAAGUUGCAGGUAAAUUUAGUUGGAGAGGGGACAUUGAUAGCCACAAGAUGAAUUUGGAUGAAGGAAUGAAGGAAAGUUGCAGAAGAAGAAGCCAAAAUGGGGGGGGCCCGGCCCAAGUUGGUUUUUUUCUCUUUAAGCAGUUGGUAGUUAAAAGUGUGGGUCGGUGUCUGAUUCUUUGUUUGUUUGUGUUGUCUAUUUGUGAGAGUUGCUUUGAAAUGGUCGGUGUUGAAAUUGAGUUUUCAUUGUCAUGCCACUUAAAAAAAUCCCAGAUAUUUCUCUAUUCCUUUCACUGCCUUACAAUCAUAAGCAAAUGGUAUCAUUGGUCGUCCCAUUA
Molecule: messenger RNA, 1888 nt
Organism: Benincasa hispida (wax gourd)
Lineage: Eukaryota; Viridiplantae; Streptophyta; Magnoliopsida; Cucurbitales; Cucurbitaceae
Product: heat stress transcription factor A-7a-like
Biological process (GO): cellular response to heat; regulation of transcription by RNA polymerase II
Cellular component (GO): nucleus
Molecular function (GO): DNA-binding transcription factor activity; RNA polymerase II cis-regulatory region sequence-specific DNA binding
Source: RefSeq, a predicted model, not a curated record